Messenger RNA from Didymosphaeria variabile, 1611 nucleotides. RefSeq lists its product as uncharacterized. The record is from RefSeq and is a predicted model, not a curated record. Gene Ontology annotation, cellular component: cytoplasm. The coding region runs from base 1 to 1611 and encodes 536 amino acids. Gene Ontology annotation, biological process: protein deubiquitination; ubiquitin-dependent protein catabolic process. The transcript has a single exon. NCBI's taxonomy places the organism in Eukaryota, Fungi, Ascomycota, Dothideomycetes, Pleosporales, Didymosphaeriaceae. Gene Ontology annotation, molecular function: cysteine-type deubiquitinase activity.
AUGGCUUCUCAGAAGACAUCCAUCAAUGACAGCACUGUCGACAACCCAGUCAAGGUCGAUACUAGCAGCCCAAGGAAGCCUGAAACCACUGAGGGCCAUCUGGGUUCCUCCACCGAUGCCUUGAAGCACACUCUACCCGCGGAGCCCCAGGUCAGCCCAUCUCUUACCCACGCAACCUCAGAGACAUCACAUCAGGAUGGUCGGGCUUGCGAGAGGUCACCGAGCUCAAAGAAGCGAUUCCUCUCCGAGACACCCGAUGAUUCACCCAGUAAGAAGAGCAAACCAGUGCCAAAAGAGCCCACUCGACGCUCCCCAAGCCCACCUAACGUCCCAGCUACUGUUGUGGACAAGGAGACAUGGCAGGGCUACUGUGAAAUCGAGUCCGACCCGGCCUACUUCUCUGUCAUCCUUCGUAAUAUUGGCAUUCAAGGCAUCGAUGUCCAGGAGCUCCACAUGGUGGAUCCGGACCAUCUCACCACACUGCCUCCAAUCUAUGGCCUGGUCUUACUCUUCCGUCACCGUGAAUUUGAUCAGCACAAGCAAGAAGGUGUCUGUCCAGAUAAUGUGUGGUUCGCCAAUCAGAUGCCUGGUCAGAACAGUUGCGCCACCCUCGCUAUGAUCCACACACUCCUCAACGUUGUGGAUCCGAACAUUGACAUUGGCGAGCACAUGCGCCAGUUCAAGGACUUCACCGAAAACAUGACUCCUCUUCAGCGCGGCCACACCUUUGCAAGCUGGAACUUCGUCAAGAAGAUCCACAACUCCUUCGCCAAAAAAAUGGACAUGCUCGAGAACGACAAGUACAUCGCCAGCAAAGCCACCCGGGCGGUUGAGGAGGAGAAGCGCAAGGCUGCAAUUCCGAAGAAGACUGCAGAUACGAAGAAGACUCCGAGGCUUCAGACGAAGUCGGGUUCUAGGACAGCACGACGGAAUUCUGAAGACAGCGUUCAAAGCAUUGACUCCGUGGACUCUUUCGAGGAGAACGCCCACCACUACCUCGCUUUCGUGCCCAUCGAUGGUAAGGUCUGGAAGCUCGACGGCAUGGACAAGCAACCCACACUCAUGGGUGAAUACGACAAUAAGCAAGGCGAAAUGUGGUUCGACGCCGUUUCCGACCGCAUCAACACGCUCAUCGGAGCUGGCGACAACGACUACGGCAUCUUUGCCAUCACGCAAUCUUCUCUUGUGCCACUUCGCAACAAAUUAUGUGAAGCCGACAACACAGUCAAGCAUGUGGACAGUCGGUUGACUACGUUGAGCGCCGACUGGAAGGAGUUUAUGGAUGAAGAGUAUCGCGAGCCUCCGAGUCCGAGCUUCAUGGGCUCAUUCAGCGAGGAACAGCAAACUGCAAACCCCAUCCCUAGCAGUAUUAAAGCUGCUAUCGACAAGGAGGGUGUGUCGGAGCUCUUGAAUCGGCAUCGCAAGUUGGUUACGGAGAUGAGACAAGUUGUGUUGGAAUACACGGAAAAAGAACAAGAGGUGUUUGAGCAGGACGAACGUGCUGAGGCACGUCGCUGGGACUAUGGCCCUGCCAUUCAGGCUUGGAUUGGCAUGUUGGCCGAGAACGGCUUUCUCGAGGAGAACCUGAAAUUCUUCGAGGAGCGGAAGUGA